UUACCAUUUACAUCAUCUGUGGCAAGGUGCUCCUUUUAUCAUAUUAGUGCUAUUGGCUGUCUUUGCCUUCCUCUAUUUUGCAUAUUACAAGAAAACAGGUGGCGAAAUCCGGUGCAAGAAACUGUAACUUGUGGACUCGUCAUCAUUGAAGGUUGACUGGACCGACAAGAGCUUAUAUUUUGAUACCGCCAUCUGUUCAUCGACUUGUGUAUCGAGUGAUCAGCAGAUCCCGACAAAGAGAUCAAUAAAAUGGAUCGGCCAAAUUGGGAGAGUCCUGGUUUAGACAUGGGCCAUGGAUUCGUAGAACAGAUUAGAAGACGUCAGCACCGAAAUCUUCAAGAUAAUCAGACCACUAAAAAUGUUACAGUGCGCAUGUCUCCAAGAUGUAGAUCUACCAAACCCACCAUGAACUUCUAUGUUCCCCCGGCAGCCAGGAAAUCAGAAGCCACGGCACAACCCCACAAGACUGAAGUUGAACAGAGUUCGUCAUAUCCUAGUCAUGUCGUCAUGACGAACCCUCUCCUCGACAAGUUCAAAAUUGAGAAGUUUCCCGCCUAUUUACAACCGUAUAUUAUUCAAGCAUUGAUAAAUCCAGCAAAAUUAGGUGCAAAUGACAUGUUACCAAUUAUGGGAUAUGUAUGUAAAUAUUCCAUUGAUGAAUGCCAUUACACACUGACAGGAUCUAAGCUAUGUGCGGCUAUUAUACAGGUAUUUCCAAGAUGGCGGCCUGUCAACGUCUUGCGAACGACAGCUGCUAUCAUCACGCGUUAUGAUCGAUGGAAUCCCAAUUUGAAUGUUGUGCAGUUAAUGCUCAAAGCACAACAUGAUUGCAAAGAGUGGAUCUUCUUUAUGGAACAAAGUCCCGUGCACGUCUAUGACGAGUUUAACUACAGUAAGGCAGCCAAUGUUUGGAGCACAACAAAGUCAGAAGGAAUAGUUUAG
Molecule: messenger RNA, 942 nt
Organism: Saccoglossus kowalevskii
Lineage: Eukaryota; Metazoa; Hemichordata; Enteropneusta; Harrimaniidae
Product: MIF4G domain-containing protein-like
Biological process (GO): regulation of translational initiation
Cellular component (GO): cytosol
Molecular function (GO): RNA binding; protein binding; translation activator activity
Source: RefSeq, a predicted model, not a curated record